Molecule: messenger RNA, 678 nt
Organism: Mytilinidion resinicola
Lineage: Eukaryota; Fungi; Ascomycota; Dothideomycetes; Mytilinidiales; Mytilinidiaceae
Exons: 2
Coding region: 1-678 (225 amino acids)
Source: RefSeq, a predicted model, not a curated record
AUGUCGAACGGUCAGACAUCUGUGAGCUCGCCAGAGCAAGCCAGAGCAUAUGGCAAGCCCAUCGAGAUCCUAGUCGGUACUGACGAGACCUCGUUCUAUAUUCACGAAGGAAUUGUUCGUGCCUCGUCCAAGUUCUUCGAUAAUGCCCUAAAGCCGGGUUGGGUCGAAUCCAAAGAGCGCUGCGUACGACUUCCCGAAGACGACCCAGAUGUGUUCUCGAUAUAUCAGGAGUGGCCCUACUCGCUUCAGAUACGUGUUGGCGCCAAAGAAAUAGCUGAACUGUACGUGGUGCUAUGCAAAGCCUACUGCCUCGGAGAGAAACUUAUGGACUGCAACUUCAAAGACGCCAUCAUCAACGAAAUCAUUCGCAACACCAAGGUCGUGAUUGACGGCGAGAUAUAUUUUCCGGGCGACUGGGCAAUAAAACUCUCGUACGAGGGCACCACUCAUAUCUCGCAUCUCCGGAAACUGCUGGUGGACUUCCUCGUCUACGAGGCAGAAGGUAGCUGGUUGUCGAAAGGUUCGAUGGAUGUUUUGCCGAAAGAGUAUUUGUUCGACAUCGCCAUUGGUAUGACUAACGCACGUGAUGAAGUACCUGCAAAGGCCCCGUGGAAAGACGAGUCGCAAGUCAAGGCUCUUUACCACUCAAGGCGCGAGGAGAAGGACAGCCGCAAAUGA